AUGUUUGUGGCACGGAUUCUAACAAUUUGUCACGCAAAAGAUUUCAUAGAAGUUGUCGGGGUUAGAUGUGAACCGUCUGUUGAGAUCAUGAGUGGUGGUAAUGCCCAUGAACAAAAUGUCCACGAACAAAACAGAAUAUGGUUAGAGAACAGCAUCACGCAGAAGUAUGUCCGCUAUUAUAAAGACGAAGACCUAACAGAUCGUGAUCUGAUUGGGAGAGGAGGAUAUGCUCUAGUCUACAAAGCAAGCGUGAAACAGUGUGAUAUAAACGUUGCUAUAAAACAAUUACUUCCAUUGCCGUCCACUGUAGCGAAAGAGGAAAUUUAUUCAAUAUUUGUGAGAGAGUCGUCACGGAAUAUCCUCAUCCAAAGCGGUGUUGCCAAGAUUACUGACUUUGGUCUCGCUAAACUUAUUGAAGAACAGACCGCUACUGCUUUAGGAGGGACGCCUGCGUAUAUGGAUCCUAUGUGCAUUAAAUACCCUGCAUAUGUUCGUGACAAGAAGUCUGACAUAUUUAGUUUCGGUGUCGUACUAUGGGAAAUUUCUACAGGAAACCCACCGUACGAAGGUCAAACGUUUAUACAGGUUGUGAGUUGGAGAAUUUUGAAUCAUCGCGAACCUCCCGUCUCUAAUACACCGGAAGAGUAUUUGCAACUUUAUUCAGAAUGUUGGCAUGAUGACCCAAACAUAAGGCCGACCUGUGACGUAGUGUGUGAUCGCUUGAAAGAAUUAUUGAAUCGAGGAAAAGAGGAAGAUACCUACUUAUCUAGGACAGACUCUACUAGUUCAGAGUCAACUCUAUUUUCUCAGGGAAUGAAGAUUGAACGCACACCAUCUAUGCAAACAUCGCAGUCAACUCUAAUUUCUCGGGAAAUGAUUUCCAAAAAAAAGCAGAUCCAGUUUAUCAAGUGGACAAAACCUGCAGCGCACCAAACACUACCUCAACAAGUGAUAACAUUCUUAAGAAAUGAAUUGAUACUCGGCAAACACAUUGACCACAUUGGUGCGUCUCUUCUAAUAUGGAUGAAAACCAACAACCACGAGAUUAGUGAAAUAGCGAAACUAUUAGAUAAGUACAAGGUAAAUUCUGCUAAAAACGACUCGGACAAACAGGAUUCCAGUAUUCGAUGGCUACUCGGUUUCAUGUACCAGUACGGCUUAGGUACUGAGGAGGAUGAAAUAGAUGCGUAUGACUAUUACAAAGAAUCGGCCAACGCAAAUAAUUAUUUAGGAUUAUAUUCGAUUGGACGUUGUUUUCAAACAAAUUAUGGUGCUUUUGGGAAGCUCGAAAUGGUCAUAAAGUUUUACAGUAGGUCAGCCGACCAAGGAUUUACACCAGCAAUAUACAAUCUAGCCGACAUUUAUGCGUCCGCAGGAGACGAAAAGCAGGCAUUCACAAUAUUAAAGGAAAUAGCAGAUCAGGGCGAUUCGACCGCCCUGUGCAAGCUCUCGAGUUGGUAUGCUCGCGGAAAAGGGGUGACGAAAAGUGAAUCUGAAGCAAUAAACUGUCUUGUGAGGGCAGUUGAAUUGGGCAAUCCUAUCGCAAAGUGUGAAUUUGGUGUGCGUCUUCUAUAUGGUCAAGGAGGUAUUACGAAAGACGAACGGAGAGCCAUUAGUCUGUUUAUGGAGGCAUGCGAAUUUGAUAUUGAUGUCGCAUAUGAAAAUCUGGGCAAUUGUUAUGAGAGAGGAAUUGGCACAGACGUUAACUUGCAGGAAGCUAUCAAGUAUUAUCAGCUCGCAUCUAGGACGGCUCGAAAUGAGUCUGAUAGAACACGUUAUUAUAGUGCUAUUGCAUCAAUUGAAGCAAAGCUUAAGGCUGAUUAUAAGUAUCUUGAAAUAGUAACUCGGUAA
Messenger RNA from Paraglomus occultum, 1851 nucleotides. The record is from the annotation of a GenBank genome assembly. NCBI's taxonomy places the organism in Eukaryota, Fungi, Glomeromycota, Glomeromycetes, Paraglomerales, Paraglomeraceae.